Messenger RNA from Theobroma cacao (cacao), 2384 nucleotides. It is a transcript of the gene ACX1, whose product is annotated as acyl-CoA oxidase 1. The record is from RefSeq and is a predicted model, not a curated record. Gene Ontology annotation, biological process: lipid homeostasis; fatty acid beta-oxidation using acyl-CoA oxidase; long-chain fatty acid metabolic process. Gene Ontology annotation, cellular component: peroxisome. Gene Ontology annotation, molecular function: fatty acid binding; FAD binding; acyl-CoA oxidase activity. NCBI's taxonomy places the organism in Eukaryota, Viridiplantae, Streptophyta, Magnoliopsida, Malvales, Malvaceae.
AACAUUACUUCAACGAGCUUUAUCUUAGGGAUAUUCAUAUGCAAUUCGGCUAUUCCAAGACUCCUAGUUCUUGUUGCUCUUUUUGCUCUGUUUGUUUCCAUUUUUUUGCAUAACCAAAGCCAAAAUACAAUUUCGGAAUUUAGAUUUGAAUCGAGAGGAAAAUGGAGGCACUGGAUUACCACGCGGAGGAGAGGAGCAAGGCGGAGUUCGAUGUGGAAGAGAUGAAGAUCGUUUGGGCAGGGUCUCGUCACGCCUAUGAAAUCUCUGAUCGGAUUGCUCGUCUCGUGGCUAGCGAUCCGGUCUUUCGAAAGGAUAACAGAACUAUGCUAAGUAGGAAGGACUUGUUUAAAGAUACUUUGAAAAAGGCUGCUCAUGCAUGGAAGCGGAUAAUUGAGCUUCGUCUCUCUGAAGAAGAGGCCUCUAGAAUGAGGUUUUUUGUGGAUCAGCCUGCUUUCACAGAUCUUCACUGGGGAAUGUUUAUACCUGCUAUUAAAGGACAAGGUACAGAGGAGCAGCAACAGAAGUGGCUCCCAGUGGCAUAUAAGAUGCAAAUAAUUGGAUGCUAUGCACAAACUGAACUUGGUCAUGGGUCCAAUGUCCAAGGGCUUGAGACCACUGCAACAUUUGAUCCUCAGACUGACGAAUUUGUCAUUCAUAGUCCCACAUUGACUUCAAGCAAAUGGUGGCCUGGUGGAUUGGGUAAAGCAUCCACACAUGCUGUGGUUUAUGCUCGUCUUAUAACAGAUGGACAAGACCAUGGAGUGCAUGGUUUUAUUGUUCAGCUACGGAGCUUGGAUGAUCACCUACCUCUUCCAGGCAUAACAGUUGGUGAUAUUGGAAUGAAAUUUGGAAGUGGGGCAUAUAACAGCAUGGACAAUGGUGUUCUGAGAUUUGAUCAUGUGCGCAUUCCAAGGGAUCAAAUGUUGAUGCGGGUUUCACAGGUUACAAGAGAAGGGAAAUAUAUGCACUCUGAUGUUCCUCGCCAGCUGGUUUACGGUACUAUGGUCUAUGUCCGACAACAAAUUGUAUUAGAUGCUUCUUGUGCUUUAUCAAGGGCAGUUUGUAUUGCAACAAGGUAUAGUGCUGUUCGUAGACAAUUUGGUUCGCAGAAUGGUGGUCCAGAGACUCAGGUGAUUAACUAUAAAACUCAGCAAAGUAGACUCUUCCCUUUGCUUGCUUCUGCCUAUGCUUUCAGAUUUGUUGGUGAGUGGCUGAACUGGCUGUACACUGAUGUGACCCAAAGAUUGCAAGCCAAUGAUUUCUCCACGUUAUCUGAGGCUCAUGCAUGUACUGCAGGGUUAAAGUCUCUUACUACUACUGCAACUGCGGAUGCUAUUGAAGAAUGCCGAAAAUUAUGUGGUGGCCAUGGUUACCUUUCUAGCAGUGGGCUUCCUGAGUUAUUUGCAGUUUAUGUCCCUGCCUGUACAUAUGAAGGAGACAAUAUUGUGCUGCUUUUACAGGUUGCAAGGUUUUUAAUGAAGACCGUUGCCCAGCUGGGUUCUGAAAAGAAGCCUGUUGGAACUACAGCUUAUAUGGGACGAGCAGAAUACCUCAUGCAAUGCCAUUGUGAUGUUCAAAGGGCUGAGGAUUGGCUAAAGCCUAGUGUAAUAGUGGAGGCAUUUGAAGCGAGGGCUGCUAGGAUGUCUGUUGCCUGUGCUAAAAGCCUUAGCAAAUUUUCAAAUCCAGAAGAGGGUUUUGCUGAACUCUCAGCUGAUUUGGUUGAGGCUGCAGUUGCUCAUUGUCAGUUAAUUGUAGUUUCCAAGUUCAUUGAGAAAUUGCAACGAGACAUACCAGGAAAGGGAGUGAAAAGACAGAUGGAAAUCCUCUGUAAUGUAUAUGCUUUGUCUAUUUUACACAAACAUCUUGGUGAUUUCGUCUCCACUGGCUGCAUUACUCCCAAGCAAGGUGCACUAGCAAAUGAACAGCUCAGAUUGUUGUACACGCAGGUCCGCCCAAAUGCUAUUGCCCUUGUUGAUGCAUUCAAUUACACUGACCACUACCUUAGCUCGGUUCUUGGCCGCUACGAUGGAAAUGUAUAUGCAAAACUCUACGAGGAGGCAUGGAAGGAUCCGUUGAAUGAUACGGUUGUGCCAGAUGGUUACCAUGAGUACAUUCGGCCAAUUUUGAAGCAACAGCUUCGUACUGCAAGGCUCUAAAGAAAACAAAUCCCACCAUGCUGUUGAUUCAACAUCCUGAACUGCAUAUUAGGUUAUGAAUGAAUAAAGUGCCAACCUAUUCAACCUGAAAGAGGAAGGUCAGUUUCACUGGUCUAUAGACAUCUAUUUACAUCUCUUAGAUUAUGGCUGAGUAGUGGUUCUUUAUCGACAUAAAAUCUUUUCUUCAUAUGUACUUGGAACAAAGGAUAUAUUUUGCUCUUAUCAAGU